Acanthoscelides obtectus is the source of this 453-nucleotide messenger RNA. The record is from the annotation of a GenBank genome assembly. Lineage: Eukaryota; Metazoa; Arthropoda; Insecta; Coleoptera; Chrysomelidae.
AUGACCAUCGAAAUACAUGUCGUCCUAAAACAUUAUUUUUCUUUGCAGGUGUUAGUGGAAUACGACGAUGUGGAAUGGCAAAGGCGAGAAUGGAUAAGCGUGUACAAAGAUGGCCUGUUUCAUCUGUUCAUGAUCGAGCAAACACUGGUUUGGGCACAUAGAAGGGAUCCAUACACUAACGCACACAGCACAGCUUUGUGGCCCGCUCUUACAUUCACUGCCUUAGUUUCAUCAGUUGACUUACCUAAUCAUCUCCAGCCUGUCGAAUUUCUGGUAGACAGAGAACUUGCUUUCAAAGAUUACAAGCAGCUGAAGCCAUACUUGGUAAGUUCUACGUUUCGGAUUGUCUGUUACGUUAGCCUUUUCCAAAUUACAGAUGACAAUGACAAUAUUCGAGCGUCAUUUGUUUUACUUAUGAAUGUAACUAAAAUAUGUAUAUCUUUUUUAGCAUAG